GCGUACUGUAUGGGGUCAAUGACUUGUUGGGUGUAACGACAUACACACAGAGAGAGUGAGGGAUGUCCCACGAUGAUUGGACAGAAUGGACGGAUGACCUGAUUGGGCGGAAUGGACGAUUGGCGCGUGUAGGAGUCAUUUCUCUCCAAUCAUUCCAUCUCCUUGGCACUCGUCAUUGGCGCCGUCUAUCGUGUCAGAGGCCUCAUUGGCCUACAGCUCUUCGGCCUCAAACACGGUCACCAUUAUUUUUGUCGCGUUUCAUCCUUUCCUAUCCUCUUACUAUGGUCAUGGGCGCAAACACGGAACAUAGCCGUCCAUCGACUGCCUAGGACUUCGUCUUGUGGUCGACAUAGACCGCGUGCAAUCUCCUUCUGUCUAAGUCUUGGUGGAAUGCGGGGCUUCGUACCCAGUAGACGCGCGAGUUGGAACCGCCAUCGACACUCGGACAUUUCAU
Molecule: messenger RNA, 454 nt
Organism: Aaosphaeria arxii CBS 175.79
Lineage: Eukaryota; Fungi; Ascomycota; Dothideomycetes; Pleosporales
Exons: 1
Coding region: 63-329 (88 amino acids)
Source: RefSeq, a predicted model, not a curated record